Messenger RNA from Pisolithus orientalis, 971 nucleotides. RefSeq lists its product as uncharacterized. The record is from RefSeq and is a predicted model, not a curated record. Lineage: Eukaryota; Fungi; Basidiomycota; Agaricomycetes; Boletales; Pisolithaceae. The coding region runs from base 130 to 723 and encodes 197 amino acids. The transcript has 2 exons.
AAUGGAUGUUGUUGGACAGUUUAUAAGCAAAUCAGUGCUCAGAAACACAGCCAGUCCUGCACUCCCACCUCCUUCGCUGGCCGUUGUCGUCGUCGUCUGCUAAUACGAUCCUAUAGUCCUAAUCAUAUCAUGUCCAUUCCGGCCUUCUCAAUCCACACCAUUCAUGGCUCGUUCGCUGGUCUUCCAUCGCUGUCUUCUUAUUACUGUAGACCCUCAUCUUCAUACGCUGGCGUCGUAAUGGAUAAUCGCAUCUUCUCAGACAGACGUUCUCUAGGCUUUGCGAAGGACGGCUGGAGUUCCCCCUCAUCCCGUCGAGCGCCACCUGCUCCGCGCACCUACGUUCCUCAGCUCACCAAUUUCCCAGCGCAGGAACCAUUCGACGAUGCCAACGUCGUCCCUGUUCCAAUUGUGAACAACGAUCCUUCUUUGAGCCUGAAUGCAGUGCAGCUUAUCCCCCAUGCGCGGACCCGCGUGGCAUCUCAGCCGUCACCUUUCACGGUCAAGUUGCCACGUACAACUUCGUUGGAUGCCUUGGUGCGACAACGAACUGCACAGAGGGCGGCUGCACAGGACCACGAGGCACGCUUAAAGGCUGUGGCUGGCAUUCUGUUAAAUCGCGGUAAUUCGACGGGGCGGUGUGGUCGGAGGCUCCCUCCAAACCGAGGCUCCAGGACGUACAGACGUAGCAGACUGUCGACGAUGACAAGCGUCGAAGACCUAUGAGGUUGGUAUCUACGCUCACGUGGUCUGUUGCGUCACACUCAUGGGCCGUGCACAGAUGCCCUGCUGUGCAUGUGCACCUCGCUGGUUCUUUUAUUCUUGGGAUGAAUGAUACAGUAUACCGGACCCUUGUUUAUUUCGCUGUGGUUAUCAGUACUAGUACGGAUGUAUGAUAGGUCCCCGGUGUUUCCAUGUAUUUUAUCUCGGAGAAUUAUCGAGACCCCGACUUAGUCAUUUACCCGGAAGAAGGC